Messenger RNA from Pocillopora meandrina, 11438 nucleotides. Lineage: Eukaryota; Metazoa; Cnidaria; Anthozoa; Scleractinia; Pocilloporidae. The record is from the annotation of a GenBank genome assembly.
AGAAAACAUGGCUUCCGAGAAGGUGAAGCGAGUCAGUACACUUAUGAAUUGUUUGAGCAUGGAUAUACUGGAAAAGCUUGGUAUGAAACUAAAUCCCAGACAUCCAAUGAAAGAUUUCAGAUUUCUUGCCGGGAAAAUGAAUUAUAACUACGAAAGUGUAAGGAAUUUUGAGCGACAAAAGAACCCGACGGUGUCCCUGUUGUACGAAUGGUGGAUGUCUUCGGAAAGAAAUGGAGAAGUCAAAACAGUUACACAUCUGAUUGAACUUCUAAAAAGCAUGGGAAGAGACGAUGCUGUUAACAUUCUCAGACCCGUCGAAUUUACAGGUAGAUCUAAUCAAAUAGCUAGAGCGUUUUCUCAGAAACAUGCCCAGAAUCAGUAAAUUUGCAUUUAUUAAUAUGAUCUGCAUGGGCAUGUAUGAAGCUAUUACGAAAAUGAAAAAAAGCCAGUCGUGGACAUAAAACUUCGUGAACAUAACUGAAUUGUCUCUCUUUUAUUUUUUACUCAAUCGCUUUUGAUGCUUCUUUCGAUUAGUAGAAAGAAUGUAACCUUUUGGUUCCAUUCGAUUGCGUCCGUUUGUAUACAAACAGCUUCUUAAAUUCUUUCCUGGAAAUUGUCAUCGCCUUGAAACGAAAUUUUUUCUUUAGAAACACCUCCUGAUUGAUUUCUUUUCGAGCCUUGACCUUCAGUUGUUUGCGUACAGAUCCAUUUUCCGCUAAAAGAUCGACUAGUUUACAAUAGCGAACGUUUCAAUCUUUAAGUAAGCUCAUAGCAGCUUUCAUGUGAAAAAAACAUUUCUCAACGAUUAAGGUACGGUGGCUCAGUAGAUGAAAUUAUCUUUCUUAAUCCUUUCACUCCCAAGAUUUAUAAAGUAAUUCUCCAAACUGUCUUCCAUACAUUUUCUGUUGUUUCCAACAGUUUGUUUAUUAUGAUGACAAAGGGAAAAAUUGUUCAAACUUACAGUGGGUAUCGGCAGAUUGGUAAUAAAAGAACAAGCCUGAAAAAAAUGUCAGAACAUAGCAAACUGUUGAUAAAUGUAAGGCCCUAUUUAAAAUGCCAGUCUCAUCUAACUACAGGGUUCAAGGAAUUGAGUUUGAAACAAUGGUGAGGGGACUUCUGGGGAAGUCCUGGGGACAUGAACUUUUCUUUUUAUGGAGUCAAGAUUGGCAUUCCCAAGUGAAGAAGGGGGACUUGGGUAGCUAAUUAGGACAGUGUUGAUGUGAUAUUACCUUCUGCUGGAGGCAGUUAUUUAAUAAAUCUAAUAACAAAUAGUUCCAUUUAAAACAUAUCAAUUGAUAUUAUUUACUCUAGAGUUAUCACAGUAUCCAAGUGGAAAAGAUUACCAGCCCACGCAUGUCACUCUCCCUCCUGAACCACCUUUUCCUAUUGGUGGUAACUUAUUUGGAGCAUAUUCCACUGGAGGUUUGUUAAUUUUGCUCUUGAUUGAAUUUAAGAGAAUAUUUAUAUUUAUAUUCAAAGACAAGCAAAUAGUGCUUUUUAUUUACAACACUAUAUAUAUGUUACUGAUAUUACAUAACAGCCCUAAUAGAACAUUGCUUAAUGUCUCACUGUACAUGCAAGACUAAUUUUACCUACAGGUAUUUACUUCAGAUGAUACUAAAUAAGUUAUAAGCUAUGAUCAUGAAUUAUUAUUGUUAUUAUUAUAUUAUUAUAAGUUAAUCACACUUUGCAAAAGCAAGAGUUUUUCCAAGUAAUUGUCAUUUUGUUUUUUAUUUAUGCCAUUCAGUUUUUUUGAUGAGCAGCACAGAGUUUGUUAACCUCACUAAGAAAGAUGGGAGGUAGCCAUUAAAAGCAUUUUGUUGAUGUGGGAAAUUAGUUUGUCAACCCAGCCUUAAAGUUGUGAUUUUGAAUGUUUUCUUCAGGCAGAAUAUAGAAUGAAGACCACAUAACUACAUUAAGUACUGUACUCAGGGUUUGAGCCAGCCCGCGCCAUUGCGCCAAUCCCGCAAUAAAAUUUAAAAUGUCCCGUCCAAAGCGAGCGAUUUUUGCGACAAAUUUUACUGAAGUAUUUGUGCCCCCCAAAAAAAUUGCAAGAGUUGAAAUUCAACAUAAAUUCGACCAUAAACGGCACAAUUUUUCAAUAAACAAUUUGGUUUUAGCCGCAGAAUUAAUACGCUAACAGCAAUUUUUGUGAAAGAUAAGAGAAGCAAGAUUUAGAUAUUUGUUUUAUCUCAUUUUGACAACAUCGGAAACUGACCAAUCAGAAGCAGUCAUUCCCACGGCUUGUGUAAACAUUGCAACACGAUCUGACAGAACUCGGCUGAGUAAAGCGUUGUUUUUUUUAAACUACAAAAUUGUGAUUCAAAAUAAGACUUUUAGACUUAUCCUGACUCUUCUUCUCCCAAAACCACUUUAGUAGUGUUUCAUCCAAUUCUGAAUACUUUGACAAAACGUUCAAAAUUGCGGCUUUUCCCCCGAAAUUGUUGUGAGAGAGGCUUCAGUGCCCAAAACAGGAUUAAAAAUGCAUUGAGAAACAGACUAAAAGCCAACAGGUUAGAUGUACUUAUGACCAUAGACAUCGAGGGGCCACCUUCUGUGGACUUUGAUUUUUCAUUAGCCCUUGAAGAGUGGGCUAUAAAGAACAGGAGAAUUUUGAAAUCGUGAAAUACUGCUAUUAUAAAUGUACAUGUAAGAUGUUAAUUAACUAAGAAGGAUCUGCAAUGAAAUGUGGAAGCAAGAACAAAUAUGAUAUUGUUAAAAUGAUAAUGGCACAACAGAGUUGUUGGUCUUGUUCUUUUACAAAUAGUCACUUUCUUAAUUAUUUUAGUGGCCAUGAUCAGCUGCUGGUUGUAAGAGAAUCAUACAGUUAAGAGUUUACAGAGAAAGAUAAAAAUAAGCAUGCCACCUUACAAUGUAACUUGUUGCUAUUUCAUUAAAUGUUUAAAAUUUUCCCUAUGCUUAAGCGACCCUAUGCUUAAGCGACCCUAUGCUUAAGCGACCCUAUGCUUAAGCGACCCUCAGAAAUGGAAAAUGUCCCCCCAAAUAUAAUCUAAAGGGACAAAUUGACCCUAAAUAGUCAAAUCCUAGCUCAAACCCUGAGUACUGUCAAAUUUUUUAUACUGCUCUAAAAAAUUCACACAUUAACAUACACAUGUAAAUGAGAGUGAUCUAGUUUUAAGGUGUCAUUCAACAAAGCCAGUCAUUAAUUGACAGGUUUUUUUAACAUAUUCUGUGGUCUAGAUCUGAAAGAAACACGCCCACCUCAAGAGAAUGAAUACCUGUACAAUAACAAUUUAACACCACCCAGGCCAGCAUGUUAUGUUGGGGAUGAUGGCAGUAAGUGUUAUUGGAAAUGCAGUUAUUUGACUGUAUUUUAAAGUUUGAAUUAUUUUUUGAAGAUUCCUACCCACUGAAGAAUUUUUCCUUUUAACCCUUUCACUCUCAAGAUCUGAUUGUUAAUUCUCCCCUCUAGCUGCUACACAUUUCCUUAUAAAAUAGUUACAAGAACUAGAUGUUAAUCAAGGUAGCAACUUCUACCUGGAUAGUUUUUUUUGUAUUCUCAUUACCUGUUUCUUAGAUAUUGUAUGAGUAUUAUAGGGAGAAGUUACAUUUUAAUCACUUCAAGGAGUUGAAGGGUUAAAAGAACAAUACUGCUGACCCUCUAAACUUUCCCCCUCCCCCUGCAUCUCUGUAGAGUUGGUGGGGAUAGGCUUUGUAACUAUGCAAGAAGAUAUGAUGAAAAUGCAGGAGCCAUAAAGUUAGUUGCAUCUUAACUAUACUUCCAUAGAAGGUGAGCUUUAUUUGGUGAAGCUUGUCUUUGGAAACUCUGUUUUAAGGGUGACACUGAACCAACUUCUUAACUCUUCCUCCUAAAUUUAUUAGGACCAGUGAUUCUUUUUUUUAUUUUUAUUAAGCUUUUAGUAUUAUUUUGUGGUAUGCUGUUGUACUAAGUGAGUAAAGUAACAGACUAUUUUGAAUGUUUUAGGAUCUCGUCCUUACCAAGAAAUCAUUGCAAAUGUUCAGCACACAAUGUUCUCUGAUUAUGGAUCCCCUUUAGCUUUGGAACCAAGACCACAAGGUAUUCAAAUAAUGACUUGGAUGGUUUUAUACAAAGCUGUUGCAUUAGAACAAUCACAAGAUGCUUGUUUGAAGGCCCUUGACUCUGAAAUCUAAGGUGCCCAGUUCUUUAAAACUUUUGAUUCAUAAUUUCAAGUUACCUAAGUCAACCAAAGACAAGAUUUGGUGAUGAAACACAAUUAGAUGACUAAUCUUAAAGUUUCACAUCUUUCUUAUGGUAUAACUGCAAUCUACAUAUUAGAUACAUUUAAUGAUAGGCUCCCUCUCACUUUCAUGAACAGUGAAAGCAACGUACAGAAAAAAAUUAAAUGGGAAGUCAUCUAAAGAGAGAAAAAAGGCUCUGAGACUCAUGCUGUUCUUGUUUAUUUGUUUUUGUUUGUUGCUUUUGGUGUGGUUUUGGAUGAAGUCCGCCAUCCUGCAACAGAUCGACAAAAUGGUAAGAUAUUAUUGCCUCUCAAUGUUAUCAUCAUUCAUUAGUGUUUUUCUGUAAUUAUCUGUCAUAUCAAUAAGCAUGCAGAAGGUAAAGGUUUCCAUGUUCAAGAAGUCUGAGUUGUUCUCCUUGUCAAAUGUGAACUAUGUUUCUUGAACAAAAGUUUGAUUAUUUAUGAUGAAAUUUUGGUUUCAAAUAAAGGAUCUGACCUUCAAGAUGGAAAUGUUGUGUUAGAGCCAAGUUCAAUGAGACAACCAAGUACUGCUCCAGAAAGUCCACCACGACCAGGUGAAUAUUUCAAAUGACAAAAUUUAACAUUUAUUAUAACAAGAGACAUGUCAUUUUACUAAUAAAUUGAAAACAGCUGUUAUAGUGUUGUUAGGAGCCAUAGGAGUAAUUGAUUCCUUUCUGUGGCAAAAAUAAUGGAAGGAAAUUUGCAAAAGGAAAUAAAAGCAGAAUGUGAAUAGAGAAGUCUUUUCAUUGGACCAGUUACUGUUUAAUGUGGUGCAAAAUGUUAUUCCCAAGUAUUGUUACUUUGGUUCAUUUGGGUGUGUGGCAGCAGUACACUGCAAAAUAUAUUUGUACUUAAAACCCUUUUGUGUUUUAAAUCUUUUUUAGGUUUUGUAACCUAGUUAUCAAUUUAAGCUGGGUGAUAGCUGGUUCAGGAGAGAAAUGACUAUUUGCAGGGUUGAUAAGCAUUUUCAAAUUUGAUAAACCCUUAAUCCAAUAACCACCCUGUCUUGUGCUUCAAUGUUCUAAAAACCCCUUCAUGGCUUAUUAAAGAGUUUACAUUAUUUUUAAUAUCUGUUGUAUUUUUACAUAAUGAAACAUAUGAAAAGUGGACUUAAUCACUCAAUAUUUCAUUCCCCCAGUGGUAUCAGACAAAGUUGCUCUUGUCAUUGGAAACCAGCAGUAUGAGUGUGGGAAACUAAAAGGGCUGUUCUAUGCUGAAAAAGAUGCAUAUGAUGUGGCACAAGUCCUUUUCACUCUUGGAUUUAAGGUCAGAGUUAGCUCAUGUGUGACAUUGUUUCUUUAAAUGAUGAUUUAGGACUGCAAUUAUCCCAGAACUGUUAAAAAUGUACAAGUCAUGCGCCUCUCUUAGUCAUGGGUUUUGAUUGAUUUUCUUUUGCUAAAUGAUAUUUUUGUACUGAUUUGUAUAUUGUAAAUCCUGCCUGUUGCUACAUGCCAGAUGAUAAAAGCUCUAUGGUUAACCUCUUUCAAUGUAUAAUGUGGUGUGGGUAUGAAUUGUGUCUCUGGGAAAGACACUUGAAACUAACAGUAACUCUCUCCAUUCAGGAGAGCACUGCCUACCAUACAAUUCUUGGUGUUCGUUUGGAGAAUUUGGUAUUGGAUCAACUAAAAAUCCCCAAAUUGAUAUAUUUCUUAAUUCUCAUUACUUUUCUGCUUGACAUUGUUUUUGAUAUUGUAAGGAGAAAUUCUUUCUUGGUUGCCCCCAGGAGUUAAUGAAGGGGUUGAUGACUUCUGCUACUGAAACUUUGGUUUAUGACAUUUGCUUACUGCAGACUGUGAAUUGGCUGACACUGACUGUUAACUGACUGAGAGUAAUUGUGUUUAUAAGAGGUGGCACAAAGAAUACCUGUAUUUUCCUAAGCAUGUGAGAAAGAACAUGUAGCCUAGGAACAAGGUUGAUAAAUUACUUCUUCACCAGCUUGUUUCGCUGGUUGAGAUAACCUCAGAUAUCAUCUUCAUAUCCAUCUCAUCACCAUUUAUUGACACUACCCACAAAUCCACAGUGACUUUGUAUCUCAUUUUGGUCAAUACUGCCAGCACUUAUUGAUAAAAAAUUUAGAUCAAACUAAGCUGCGGAUUUCUUUAUUCUAAUUAGGUUGUGGCUUUGGUGAAUCUUUCCUUGAGUGAGAUGAGGAUUGCAGUUCUUUCAUUUUGCAGACUCUUAGGUGAGUAACUUUCAACUGGUUUCAAUCAUUAUGGGAGUCUCACUAAAGCACUGUCACAACUCUCCACUAAUUGAGCUAAAAAAAUCACAGAAUUUAAAAAUUUUGUUGAUGCAAACAGAAAUUAUAUGUAACUGCAAAAGAAAAACAUAUUGCCUACUAAGAUCAGGUAAUGGUCUUGGAUCAAAAUCUUUUUUAUUUCAUUUUUCUUUUUCAAAUUAAGUUAGGAGAACUCAGUUAUAGUAAAAUGAUAAUCAAAGUACCAUCAUAGCAUCUGGCACUCAGAGCCAUGGCUGAGAGCCAGAAGCUAUUUUAUAACACACUAUAACUGUACUAAACUUUAUUGCAAGUUUGUAAUUUCAAAUCAAUUCUCAUUUGAUUUAAGGCAAGGGUGUUUAUGGAGUACUCUACUAUGCUGGUCAUGGAUAUGAGGAUGGGGGAGAAAACUUUCUUCUUCCAGUUGAUGCAAAUCUGAAGUAUAAUCGUCAAGACAGUCUGCGUGCUCAGGAGAUUCUUGAAACCAUGCAAGCAUGUGAUACAGCCUUAAACUUGUUGAUCAUUGAUUCUUGUCGAAUACGGUAAGAAGUUGUUAGUGUGACUGUUUUGUCUAGAAAUGUUUAACCUUAAGGCUGUAUUAAGUUGUCUGUUAAGUUGUUUGGGGUAAAGUGUUUGUGUUGAAAAGAAAAUAUUUUGUAGUUAGGAGAGAGAAUCAUGAAAUAAAUCAAUUUUACCUUGGGAGUAAUGAGUGAAGUUUUAACAGCCCCAUUACUAUGAACAGGUUACCAAAGAAAACUGGCACUGUUCACUAUUGCAAAAGAGGACCAAAAGGAAAUAAUAUUUUUGCAUAUUCAUGGUGAGUAACUGUCUUUUGGAGAAUUCUUUCAUUUAAAUAGAAAGAUUUCUUUAUUGAUAUAGUUAUGCUAGGCCUAUGAAAAGUUACUUUUUCCACUUGUUAUUCCAACUCUUUCUUUCUGUCAUAACUAGUUUUCCACUUUGGUGUGAAUCUAAAGAAAUGCCAACUCAUUAGUGAAUAUAUUCUAAGCAUAUUCCUGAUUAGACAGUAGCCUAGCAGCAGGCAGUAUGACUGUCACAGAAACUCUUCUCACAAAGAACCUUAACUCCUAUAUUGAUUCACUUGGUGAUUAGUGAUUCAACAUAGAGAUUAGUACCUUUGAGAGCAAGUUUAAAACAGUUUUAUAGAGGGAUAGUGCUUGAUUUUGAAAACAUAAAGGGACUGGCACCAAUCUUUCCCAAGCUCCUCUCAUUAAUGCCACAAUAAUGCAUAAUGCCAUAGAGAGGGAGAGUCUAUGAAUUAGCAACACCUUAUUAUUUUGAUUUAGAAGGGGAGAACUAAUCAUUUUAUCUUGGGUUGUUGUAUCAGUUGUUCCCAACAGGAGGCAUAUGAAGAGCCAAACCAGCCAAAUGGCCUGUAUGCAACACAUUUACUGAGACAUAUCAGAAGAAAUGAGCGAAUUGAGCUCAUACUUAUGGAUGUCGCUCGCGGUAAGACAUUUUGACUCUUAAAUUCUCAAAGAAAGAUGUUCAUCAAUUUGGCACAAUUGUGGGACAAAGAACAAUCUGAGUUGCUAUGACGAAAUGAACCCUGGAACUUCUAAGAACUCUGUUCUGUUUGUAUUUAACAGAUGUUAGCAGUGCAAGUAGCAGAAAUCUGAUCCAGAGACCAUGCCAUGAGAGUGAUGCAGUAGCAGACUGUCGACUCACUGAUCCUAUUGUGCCAGAUUUGCUGCCAGAGGAGUUUGGGGAACGAAUGAAACUCUGGAAUCAGGCUCAUUGUGAGUAGCAGUGGUGCUGUCCAUUUCCAUGUGAAACAGAGAAAAUCUUUUGGUUAAAGUACAAAGCCAUUUUUUUUUUCUUUUUUUCAUCGGAUAAAAUGGAACAAGAUAAGCAUGUUUUUCUUGCAUGCAUUUGGUAUAACCUACAAGAGCCUGGGUUCUGCACUUUGCAACAACAAAUGUUGCUUGCAGAACCUUGGAGCUAGUGGAACUACUAGUAAUUGUUUGGAAAUUUUUCCAGUGAAGGAGACUCUCAUUGAAUUUUAGGUCAAAAUCAGUAGGUUUUCCAUACACAUGGAAAGCACAACAGAAGACUGGAGGAAUGUUUUUAGAGGAUAUGUUACAGGAAGGGUAAAGGGGUCAGUGGAAAGGUAUCAGAGGAAAGGGGGGAAGAAGAGGUGGGCAAUAAGAACACUUGUGGAGUAGGAGAUUAUUGUCCAUACCCCCCCCCCCCUCAAGUGGUAUCACACUUUUUGAAUUUUUCUUGUUUCACAAUUUCUGCAGAUCUUCCAGAUGAAAUCCCACCAAUUGACCAAGAUGGACUGGUCAUAUCAUUUGAAUGCAGACCUGUGUUUUCAAAUGUUAUGGAAAUUAAGAUCUCUGCUCAUAAUACAAAUCCUCUUCCACUACAAGAAGUUGUGAUGGAUCUACAAGUACCCACGGUAAGUUGCAAACUCAGUGUUACUCUUGAACCUCAAACAUUUCUUAGAACAGUUUUUGUUGUUAAUUGAUCAAUCAUGAUUAAUUGAUUGGUUGAUUGACUGAGUAGGUGAUAGGAUUAUAGAUUGAUUGAUUGACAGAUACAUUGAUUGAUUGACUAAGUAGGUGGUAGGGUGAUAGGAUUAUGGAUUGAUUGAUUGACAGAUACAUUGAUUGAUUGACUAAGUAGGUGAUAGGAUUAUAGAUUGAUUGAUUGACAGAUACAUUGAUUGAUUGACUUUUUUUUUUGGGCCUUUGAUUCAUUGACUAAUUAAUCACUGAUUUUCAGGUGCUAUAGUUGGUUUAUAAGUCAGACAUAGCAGAACUCAAGCAUCUGCCGAAGCAAUAUGGAAUCCUAAUACCUAAGUUUAGACAGCACCAUGUGUAACAGAAAAAAGCCAGUGACAAACUCCUUAUGCAAGGAGUAAACCAGCUCUGAUUGUCAGUAGAUUCAAAAGUAGUUAUGAUUUUCAAAAUUUGAAGGUGUGAUUAGGGAUCUCUGUUUUGGAUUUGUUUGCAGCCUGUCAUGAGCAAAGUUCGCCUUCUCUCUGGUGAAUUCCUGGGUGAAAAUGGAGGAGUUUUAGAACAAGUAGUACAGUUGUCUAGACUACAAAAGUUACUGGUAUGUGCUCUAUUUCUAAUAAUCUUCUAUAUAAUCGAAAGUGCGCUCAGUUUACAUACUUAGCUGGCCUAUUCAUCCAAAAGGGGUGGGUUAGUAGACUGCCCCUGUCACCCCUCCCCAGGUUUUGGUUACGUUCAGGGUGGAUAAACACUCUGCACUGGACUAAUUUCUACUCAAUGCCACUUCAUUAUUAGUUGUAAAUGUUUGAUUGAAGUUUACUUGGUGAAGCUCAAACAAAGAAGGUUUGUUUGAAUCAGGGCUGAUUAAAGUGGGAAAACAAUCAAUCUUUCAGCCGGAUAUAGGGUGAGGGUUUCAAGAAACAUACCUUACCCCUCCCCCCCCUCCUCGCUCCCGACAGCCGAUUUUUUUAAAUUUUUUUUUUCAAACUCUUUUUUCCUUGAGUUGUUUUAAGUUCGUAUCCGACAGAAUAACAGAGAACGGCUGGAAACUGGAAUUUAGGAUGAAGAAAUUGCACACAAAAAUCUGAAUGUCCUCUUUCUCUCACUCUCUUAACGUGUAGGAUCCUCUAGUGGUGACAUUUAAAAUGUAUUACCGAAUGGGAAACGAAGUGCGUGACUGGGAAAAGACAGUUCGCCUUGGCUGCCCGCUGGUCUCGUCCGUGUUUGUUCAAUGGGACUGGUGGAUAACAUGCGGCAGAUUGCCUGGAGUGAAAUGUACCCAAGUUUAAAUUUUCACGUGGUUUUCACAUCACGUGUCUCGAAGGCUACCUGACAUUCAGGUCACAUGACAAGCUGGAUGUGAGGCUGGAUCUGUCGCUGAAAUGGGUCCCUUCGCUAAAGAAAUCUGAAGAAGUUACCUCUUGGUAGAAAAGGAGGGACCGAGAACCUUGAUGAAAAUCAUCAAUCACGGCGGGUGGGGGAAAAGAGAGGGUAUACGGUGACAACAGUCUUAACUGGACUGGUAAAGAUGAUUAGGUUUCCGUGGAAAAACUGUUCAGUAUGUACUCGACAAAAAGCGUUGCCGUGACUCAAGAAGAAACUAGCCAACAGCAAACCAAACUGUAUUUUACUGCGAGAAAACCUAAGUGUCGUCGCCUACCAGAAAUCCGAUUGUUGAUUUUGUAUACCAGUCAAAACGUUUCCAGUCGAGCUUCUUAUCGCUUACCGGAGACCUGAUCGUUGAUUUUGCAUUCCAGUAAAGAUUGUUCUUCCAUUUCCCCCUCGUUUCACUUCUGCCUACCGAAACAUAAAAGAUUUCUGAUUUUCCAAAGUUUGAUGUUAAACGAAGACCAAGAAUGAUUUUGCUCUGCAAAAGAAAGACCCUUUUCGACAUUCGCUUUUGCAAUAAAAUUAAUGAUGACUAUGUCAUCGCUAUUUGAUCAUUUGGUCUUGCUGUAAUAAAAUGCAGCUCAGGGAGCCACGCCAAGGUGGUCAAAUGGCUUUUAGAAGCCGUAAAGUGUGACAGCUGCAAGCUUUAUUCUAGAAGAAGGCUCAGUGGGCCCGUUCAGGUUUUGUUGGGCCCUUUCUCGUGAUAGGGGCCUAAAAAAGGGGGCUACCCAAAGAGGUCUUCAAAUUCGCCUCAAGAGUCUUUUCCGUGAGAAAACAAAGAAGAGAUAAGCAAUUGAGACAUGAAGAGGCUAUGAGGUUUGAAAAGAAUUUAAAUAUGAGCUGUUAUAUUAAUCCUGAUGUAAGUUAUAUUUUUGAACAGAUAAUUUAAAAAAGUACCCGGAAAGAGCCUUUUGCGUCUUACUGGCGCAGAAACGCAAAUUUUAUGCGGUAAUUUUCCUCAAAGCCGCGCACUAGAAUAAACCCUGCAGCCGUGGGAGCUUACUAGCACUUUGUGGUGUGUUUCCCAGAUAUUGUGUUGUUGAGUAAGAAUUGUUCAGAGCCUUUUAAAUUUCUUUUAUUUUCCAUUUGAAUUGCAGUUGUCACUAAAUAACUAUCAAAAUAUUGAGAUGCGGCCUGAUGCGAUAUACUGUUUUU